This is a messenger RNA of Racocetra fulgida, 1909 nucleotides long. NCBI's taxonomy places the organism in Eukaryota, Fungi, Glomeromycota, Glomeromycetes, Diversisporales, Gigasporaceae. The record is from the annotation of a GenBank genome assembly.
UAUUAGCCACGCCGAAGCCGCAGCUGGUAAUGCUGCGCCCAAUAGCAUUGCAAAUUAUUAUCAUGUGACUUUAUUAAGCCGACUUUAUAAUAUCAGCUUUGCUUCUCCUGAAGACUCUCACAUACUUUCUUCUUCUAUUCAUUUUGCGGGAGAUUUCCUUCGUCAUGAAAUACCUCCUGAUGAAGACGAAGAACUUCGUAACUCUAUAUCUCAAUCAGUUCACGGGAGUAUUGUAUUUCAACAGGAUGGUAAUGAUCUAGGUGGGGGCUUGGAUCAGUCAGAAACUUUUGGUCAACAAACUCCUGUACAAGGAGACACUGGUAUUGAGGGCAUCCAGAUUUUAGCAAGAUUGAUUGAUAAGCUCAUGUCGAAUGUAAAAAUAGUUUUUAAGGAUACUUGUAUUCGACUAGCUCCUAAUAAGAACUUAAAUAAUGUUGAGGGUUCGAAUGAAUAUAAUCUUGAUUUAGAGAUACCAAUUAUUUCAUUUCGAGAUGAAACGCCUGGGUUAGAAGAUGAAUCAACUCAAUCAAACACUUCUGGUUCUGCAAGUGUAACACUACCACCUGCGCUUUCUGAAACUGUAAAAUCAGUUACAAUUUCUGGGCUAAGUGUUUGGAUCAGAGAAGCGUUGUCUGAAUUAGAUCCAACCAAUAGUCAACCAAAUUUAGAAGAAAAUGUUUUUGAAUCAAAUAGAACAAAAGACUAUACAAAUCUUCUAAACGAUGAACAAUUUCCUCAGAAAGCUUAUGAAGCAAUGAUUCUUUCAUGUCCUGAAGAGGAGAAUUGGAUUAAAGUUACAAUACGUCCGGAUGUCCUUCCAGCAAUUCAGAUUGAUCUUAGUAAUCCUUCGUCUUCGUAUCAUUACACACAAGAGGCUAUACAACAAGCCAAUAGUACACAAUCUUUCAUUAUCGAGGGAUCAAUUAAAUCGGUAAUUUCUGUAUUGACACCAAGUCAUGUCGCAUGGAUUACUGAUUUGGCAAAUUUGUUGUCAAGAAGUAAAUCCGUUUCAGAAACAAGCAGCACUGAAAGUGAUGAUGAUUUUAUUCCACCAUUUAAUCCUACAAUAUCUUCUGGUGCAUCCAACAUAAAAUUCCAACAUGAUGAUUUUAUUCCACAACUUAAUCCUACAAUAUCUUCUGGUGUAUCCAACAUAAAAUUCCAACUUGAAGUAUCUUUAAUUGAGUUGUUUUUAUUAUACCACGAUUCAUUACCUAAUUUUGAUAUUGGACGAAAAUUUUUUGACAUUCGAUCUACUGAAUAUUUAAAUACGGAUCAUCUGAAAAUUAACAUUCGCGGCUUGAAUUGUCAGAUUGAACGUUGGGAUCCAGAUGCAUUAUCAGUGGGUAAGAGGCGGAAUAGUAGUACGUCAAUUGGUGGCCACUCAUCUGGAUUUCAAAGGAGUUCAGAAGUUGAUGACAUCUCAAGUUUUGUAAUGGACAUUGCUAUUUCACAAUUUUCAAUAUCUGAAUGGUUGAAAAAUCCGUUAACCUCGAAUUCAAAACCUAAAUUGGGUACAUUGAAACCUGAAUCUACACUUCCUGCCUUUGACAAAUAUACACCAUUGUUAUACUUUGAUCCACAUCUUUUGAACUCUUAUGAUACCGAAGAAACAGAUUUUCCUAGUUUUCCUGUAAACAGAAAUACAGAUAAAAGCGUUUUGAAAAAAGCUAACAGAAUAAGUUCUAAAUUUAGUUUCAAUGGGAGCGAUACUUUAAAAGAGGUCAUUAAAAUAAAAUUUAAGAGUGGUGGUGCUUCGACUGAAGGCUUACAUAAUGCCAUUACUUCCAGUAUCAAUGUAGAAUUUGAACCUUUCCAUGUGCACCUUGAUCUAAGAAUAAUUGAUCGAUUAGAAAAUUACAUAAAUAUUCUUACUAAAAGUGCAAAUGAUACUGGUUCACUUUCAGAA